Molecule: messenger RNA, 2127 nt
Organism: Fibroporia radiculosa
Lineage: Eukaryota; Fungi; Basidiomycota; Agaricomycetes; Polyporales; Fibroporiaceae
Exons: 13
Coding region: 1-2127 (708 amino acids)
Biological process (GO): glutathione metabolic process; L-valine biosynthetic process; L-leucine biosynthetic process
Cellular component (GO): mitochondrion
Molecular function (GO): sulfur dioxygenase activity; branched-chain-amino-acid:2-oxoglutarate transaminase activity
Source: RefSeq, a predicted model, not a curated record
AUGUUUCCUCUCGCCUGUAAGUCUGUCCCUCUGGCCGCUGCACGCGCUUGUUUCCACGGUCGAGCCGCUGCGCCACGUCUUCCAUCCACAUCCCGACUCGUAAAUGCUACGCGUACGUUCUCAAUCUCCUCAGCUCUCUUAGGCGCUGCCGCCGCCGUGGGACGAGCUUCACCUGUGGGAAAUGGUGUACCACCAGCGGAACCUUGGAAGCGGCACAUCAGUCCUGAUCCUUCGACGCCCACUGUCUUCACAUUCUUCGAGAAAGCAACCUCGACCUGGCAGUAUAUUGUGGUCGACCCGCACACUUCGGACGCUGUGGUGAUUGAUCCUGUCUUAGACUACGAUGCCAGUUCUGGAUCCAUCACAACCCAAACUGCGGACGGCUUGAUUUCAUUCAUCCGUCACAAUGGAUUGACCGUCCGUCGCGUUCUGGAAACUCACGCACAUGCGGACCAUCUGACCGCUGCUCAGUACGUCAAGCAGCAACUUGGCCAGGACAUUUCCGUAUGUAUUGGCCAAAGAAUCACCAAAGUGCAGGAGACCUUCGCUCCCAUUUACGGCUUGGACGAUAUUUCCUCAUUUGAGAAGGCGUUUGAUUGCUACUUCAAGGAUGACGAGGAGUUCAAGCUCGGUGAACUGUCUUGUCGCGUGAUGCACUUGCCGGGCCAUACACCAGAUCACGUUGGCUACCUUGUCGGAAAGGCUGUAUUCACAGGAGAUUCUAUAUUUAAUCCUGACGUUGGAUCCGCACGAGCAGACUUCCCGGGUGGGGAUGCAGAAGAUUUGUACGCGUCGAUGAAACGACUGCUCUCCCUUCCACUAGAUUACCGUCUUUUCGUUGGACACGACUACCCACAGGAUCGCGAUCAGACUUGUUGGUCGACCGUGGAGGAGCAACGCGAACGCAAUAAGCAUCUGAAGCUAGGUACCGACCCCGAGACCUUUAUUCGCUGGCGAAGGGAGCGUGAUGCUGUGCUCGGUGCGCCGAGACUGCUUCAUCCAUCGCUUCAGCCUUCGCGAGUGGAAGUCGAGCUCACGCAGCAGCCUAAAUCUAAGCCAGACCCAUCUACGCUUACAUUUGGGAAAACCUUCACUGAUCAUAUGUUAACGAUCCCUUGGAAUGUCCUCACAGGAUGGGGUGCACCUCGAAUUCAGCCUUAUCGCCCACUAGAACUCGAACCGAGCGCGGCUGUGCUGCACUUCGCGUACUGUCUGUUCGAGGGUCUCAAGGCUUAUCGCGACUCCCAAGGGGAAGUUGCGCUGUUCCGACCUGACAUGAACAUGAAGCGAAUGAACACGAGUGCAGAGCGUCUGACGUUACCCACAUUCAACGGUGAUGGUGUAAUCGAGCUUGUGAAAAAGUUGAUCCGACUGGACAAAGACUGGGUCCCGAAUGAAGCAGGGUACAGUCUCUAUGUACGACCUUCGUUAAUUGGUGUGGAGCCAACCCUAAAUGUUGGGCCUCCCUCGGAUGCCCUCCUCAUGGUCAUCUGUAGUCCGGUCGGACCCUACUACCCACAUGGCUUUAAGCCUGUGGCACUCUAUGGAACAACUGAGUACAUUCGAGCAGCGCCGGGUGGUAUUGGCGCGUACAAGCUGGGUGCUAACUACGCUCAAGGCCUGGUCGCACAGAGGAUGGCCGCUAAGCUUGGAUACAUGCAGAACCUCUGGUUGCAUGGCCCCGAUCACCUAGUCACCGAGGUGGGCACCAUGAACGCGUUUGCGGUGUUCAAACAUCCCGACGGAGUUGUUGAACUUGCAACUCCACCAUUAGAUGGUAUGAUCCUCCCGGGAGUGACGCGCGAUUCUGUGCUUGCUCUCGCGCGUGAUCACGUAGCGGGCAAGUCAAACAUACCAGGCCUUUCGGAGAAGCUAAUUGUGUCUGAGCGUUCAAUACCUAUGAAGGAGGUCAAGGAGGCUGCGCGGGCUGGGACAUUGGUUGAGUUCUUUGGUACAGGUACGGCAGCGGUAAUUUGCCCCGUGGAUCGCAUUGGAUAUCUCGGCGAGGAUGUGCAUCUCCCGACAGGCCCCGAUGGAAUGGGGCCAGUAUCACGUCCCAUUUGGAAGCAUCUCGUGGGGAUCCAGACGGGAACCAUUCCCCACCCAUGGCGAGUACCUAUCGUGUAG